GUGGUGGUGUGGUGGUGGAGUGGUGGUGGUGGUGUGGUGGUGGUGGUGGCUAUGGGCUCCUGUUGCCGAGUGUGGGGGUACAGCAGACCCUCCCAGUGGGGGUAUGGACCCCCCUGGCUCAGAGCCCUGGCUCUGGGAGCCAUCUACGUGAGCCUCUCCUCCAGUCGCGUGCUUCUCAUCAAGAUGUCGUCCAGCAGCGGUGGCUUCGAGUUCCUCCCGGCCAGCGUCAACCUCGCAGCCGAAGGCCUGAAGCUGAUUGUGUGCCUGGUGCUCACCAUCCACACCUUCCUCAGAGAUGCCCGCCCACUACGUGAGCUGUGUGGCUGUGUCCGCUCUCUGCGAGAGUUGGUGACGACGCUUCGCUGGGCAGUGCCGGGCUUCCUCUACUGUGUAGACAACCUCGUCGCCUUCUACGUCGUCGCUCUGCUGCACCCGGCGGUAGCUGUGCUGCUUGGGAACUUCGUGAUCGUAACGACGGCACUGCUCUUCAGGAUCAUCCUCAAGCGGCACCUGUCCAGCGUGCAGUGGGCCAUCAUCGCCAUCCUCUUCCUUGCCAUCGUCGGCCUCGGGAUGGACAACGAAGCCUCGGGACCUCACCGCAUCACCUCCUCCACCACCACCACCAUCACCACCACCACCAACAGCAGCAACGGCAACAGCAGCCUGCGGAUAAACGACCGCACCAUGGCACCCACGUUCGACGUGACGGACGGGGGUCUCCGUAGGGGUCGCAGGGGUCUUGGGCGUCUCCCGGACGAGCCCCCGAAAUCCCCGUGGCUCCUGCACCGCCUGGCCGAUGGCGGGAGCGACGACGGGGGUCGUAGGGGUCUCCGUGGGGGUCUCCGUAGGGGUCUUCGUAGGGGUCGUAGAGGUCUCCCGGACGAGCCCCCGAAAUCCUCGCGGCUUCUCCCCUGCCUGGCCGAUGGUGGAGGUUGUCGUCGGGGUCGUGGGGGUCUCCCGGACGAGCCCCCAAAAUCCUCGCGGCUUCUCCCCCGCCUGGCCGAUGGUGGGGGUCGUCGUAGGGGUCGUGGGGGUCUCCCGGACGAGCCCCCGAAAUCCCCGCGGCUUCUCCCCCGCCUGGCCGAUGGUGGGGGUCGUCGUCGGGGUCGUGGGGGUCUCCCGGACGAGCCCCCCACGCCCACCGCCACCGCCACCGCCACCGCCCCGCCGCCGCUGCCGCCGCACUGGCCCGGUCGUCUCCCGCACCCGGCUCACGCGCUGGUGCUGCUGCAGUGCGUCGUGGCUUCGGCGGCAAACGUCUACAACGAGAAGAUCUUCAAGGAGCGGCUGCCCGCCGGCGCCGGUGUCGCCGGUGUCACCGGCGGCUCGGAGAGCAUCUUCCUGCAGAGCACUCGCCUCUACGGCUUCGGCGUCGCCUUCAACGCCGUGCCGCUGGUGCUGCAGGCGCGGCGGCGACGGGCGGCGGCGGCGGCCGCGGGGGCGUUCGGCGGGCACGGCCUCGCCUCGGCGGCCCUCGUCGCGGUGACGGCCCUGCAGGGCCUGGCGGUGGCGUUCAUCCUCAAGUUCCGCGACAACAUGUUCCACGUGCUGGCCGCCCAGAUGUCGGCCGUGGCCGUGGCGGCCCUGUCGGCGGCGCUCCUCGCGUUCCGCCCGGGGCCGCCGUUCCUCGUGCACGCGGCCGUCGUCCCGCUGGCGGUGUUUGCGUACGCGGGGGCCGGGCGCGGCGGUCACGGAGGAGGCGGAGGAGGCGGUGAGCGGGAUGAGGAUGGUAAGGUGUGCGUGGUGAGGAUGGAUGGCGAGGAGCUGCAGAGUCUCACGAAACCACACGGAGACGAAUCGGAAUCCGACUCACUCUGAGGGUACUCUCCACCAGGAGGGGAGUGAAGUAGUCUCCACCAGGAGGGGAGUGAGGGACUCUCCACCAGGAGGGGAGUGAGGGACUCUCCACCAGGAGGGGAGUGAGGGAAUCUCCACCAGGAGGGGAGUGAAGGACUCUCUACCAGGAGGUAGAGUGAAGGACUCUCCACCAGGAGGGGAGUGAAGGACUCUCCACCAGGAGGUAGAGUGAAGGACUCUCCACCAGGAGGUAGAGUGAAGGACUCUCCACCAGGAGGGGAGUGAAGGACUCUCCACCAGGAGGUAGAGUGAAGGACUUUACACCAGGAGGGGAGUGAAGGACUCUCCACCAGGAGGGGAGUGGAGGACUCUCCACCAGGAGGUAGAGUGAAGGACUCUCCACCAGGAGGGGAGUGAGGGACUCUCCACCAGGAGGGGAGUGAAGGACUCUCCACCAGGAGGGGAGUGAAGGACUCUCCACCAGGAGGGGAGUGGAGGACUCUCCACCAGGAGGUAGAGUGAACGACUCUCCACCAGGAGGGUAGUGAGGGACUCUCUACCAAGAGGGGAGUGAAGGACUCUCUACCAGGAGGGGAGUGAAGGACUCUCCACCAGGAGGUAGAGUGAAGGACUCUCCACCAGGAGGGGAGUGGAGGACUCUCCACCAGGAGGUAGAGUGAAGGACUCUCCACCAGGAGGGGAGUGGAGGACUCUCCACCAGGAGGGGAGUGAAGGACUCUCCACCAGGAGGGGAGUGAAGGACUCUCUACCAGGAGGGGAGUGAAGGACUCUCUACCAGGAGGGGAGUGAAGGACUUUACACCAGGAGGGGAGUGGAGGACUCUCCACCAGGAGGUAGAGUGAAGGACUCUCCACCAGGAGGGGAGUGAAGGACUCUCCACCAGGAGGGGAGUGAAGGACUCUCUACCAGGAGGGGAGUGAAGGACUCUCUACCAGGAGGGGAGUGAAGGACUUUACACCAGGAGGGGAGUGGAGGACUCUCUACCAGGAGGGGAGUGAAGGACUCUCCACCAGGUGGGGAGUGAAGGACUCUCCACCAGGAGGGGAGUGAAGGACUCUCCACCAGGAGGGGAGUGAAGGACUCUCCACCAGGAGGGGAGUGAAGGACUCUCCACCAGGAGGGGAGUGAAGGACUCUCCACCAGGAGGUAGAGUGAAGGACUCUCCACCAGGAGGGGAGUGAAGGACUCUCUACCAGGAGGGGAGUGAAGGACUCUCUACCAGGAGGGGAGUGAAGGACUCUCCACCAGGAGGGGAGUGAAGGACUCUCUACCAGGAGGGGAGUGAAGGACUCUCCACCAGGAGGGGAGUGAAGGACUCUCCACCAGGAGGGGAGUGAGGGACUCUCUACCAGGAGGGGAGUGAAGGACUCUCCACCAGGAGGGGAGUGGAGGACUCUCUACCAGGAGGGGAGUGGAGGACUCUCCACCAGGAGGUAGAGUGAAGGACUCUCUACCAGGAGGGGAGUGGAGGACUCUCCACCAGGAGGUAGAGUGAAGGACUCUCCACCAGGAGGGGAGUGAAGGACUCUCCACCAGGAGGGGAGUGAGGGACUCUCCACCAGGAGGGGAGUGGAGGACUCUCCACCAGGAGGGGAGUGAAGGACUCUCUACCAGGAGGGGAGUGAGGGACUCUCCACCAGGAGGUAGAGUGAAGGACUUUACACCAGGAGGGGAGUGAAGGACUCUCCACCAGGAGGGGAGUGAAGGACUCUCCACCAGGAGGGGAGUGAAGGACUCUCUACCAGGAGGGGAGUGAGGGACUCUCCACCAGGAGGGGAGUGAAGGACUCUCCACCAGGAGGGGAGUGAGGGACUCUCCACCAGGAGGGGAGUGGAGGACUCUCCACCAGGAGGGGAGUGAAGGACUCUCCACCAGGAGGGGAGUGGAGGACUCUCCACCAGGAGGUAGAGUGAAGGACUCUCCACCAGGAGGGGAGUGAAGGACUCUCUACCAGGAGGGGAGUGAAGGACUCUACCAGGAGGGGAGUGAAGGACUCUCCACCAGGAGGGGAGUGGAGUACUCUAUACCAGGAGGGGAGUGAAGGACUCUCCACCAGGAGGGGAGUGGAGGACUCUCCACCAGGAGGUAGAGUGAAGGACUCUCCACCAGGAGGGGAGUGAAGGACUCUCUACCAGGAGGGGAGUGAAGGACUCUCCACCAGGAGGGGAGUGAAGGACUCUCCACCAGGAGGGGAGUGAAGGACUCUCAACCAGGAGGUAGAGUGAAGGACUCUCCACCAGGAGGGGAGUGGAGGACUCUCCACCAGGAGGGGAGUGGAGUACUCUAUACCAGGAGGGGAGUGAAGGACUCUCCACCAGGAGGGGAGUGAAGGACUCUCCACCAGGAGGGGAGUGGAGGACUGGGUGGUGGUGGUGCUGCUAGACUCGUUGUAACGGCUGGGAUGAGAUUGUGUGGAUCAGUUUUGGUGUGUGUGUAGGUGUGUGUGUUUGUAGGUGUGUGUGUAGGUGUGUGUGUGUGUGUAGGUGUGUAGGUGUGUGUGUGUAGGUGU
Messenger RNA from Petromyzon marinus (sea lamprey), 4327 nucleotides. The record is from RefSeq and is a predicted model, not a curated record. NCBI's taxonomy places the organism in Eukaryota, Metazoa, Chordata, Hyperoartia, Petromyzontiformes, Petromyzontidae.